GACAAUUCAAAGCAACAGGUGUUUCUUUUGAUCUUUAGUGAGUUGCGUGAACUUUUCUAGUUUUGAUUGAGUUACAACGUGUUUUAACAUGUAAAAACAUGAUUUCUUGAUAUUAAAUCAUCGAUUUUACGUCCAUGACGUGUCAAGAUGUUUAUAGAAGAUAUUAAAAACGAUUUUUACAACGUACUCCUUGGUAACAGGGUGUUAUUGUUAGUUCAUUACGACGUAGACGCGAUAUGCACUUGUAAAAUACUGCAGGGUUUGUUUAAAAGUGAUAAUAUUUCGUAUACACUGGUCCCUGUGGGGGGUAUUGCGGAAUUGAAGCAAGCUUACGAAGAAAACAAUGAGGAGAUAAAGUAUGUUGUAUUGGUGAACUGUGGGGGAACAAUAGACUUGGUAGAUAUCUUGCAGCCUGAAGAAGAAGUUGUAUUUUUUGUGCUAGAUGCCCAUAAACCUACGGAUGUGUGCAAUGUGUACAGUGAUGGACAGGUGAGAUUAGUCUAUAAGGACAGUGAGGAGAACAUUCCCAACUUUGAUGACAUCUUCAGAGAUGAUGAGGAGGAAGAGGAUGAAGAGACAGGCAGUGGUAGGGAGGGGCUUGAGGCCAUGGUGGAGAAAAGAAGGGAGAGGCGCGCCUGGGAGGAAAGGAGGAAUACACUCAUGUUCAACUAUACACAGUUCUCUUACUACGGGAAGCCAAGCGCAUGUGUGGCGGUGGAGCUGGCGUGGGUUGCGUCGCGCGUGUGGUGGGGCGGCGUGUGGGCGGGCGGCGUGGCGGCGGCGGCGGGCGCGGCGGCCGGCCGGGACCCCGCGCAGGCGCUGCUCGACCACCACCAUCUCCACACCAGGGCGCCGCACCAACACGACAAAUACGGUGCCCGAGUGACGCUGGAGAAGGACGUGAACCUGCCCCUGUACCGCGUGUGGUCACUAGAGGCCGCGCUGUGCCACGCCCCGGCCUUCGCCCCCGCGCUGAGACUCCACACCCUGGCUGGACACGCUCGGCUACGGCAGCUGCUCGCUGAUACGGGAAUCCCCCUGCAACAAGCUCGCCAGGCCUACCGUUCUAUGGACGUGGAGCUCCGACGCUCCCUGCUGACGUCGCUUGAGACAGCUGCACCCAAACAUAAGCUCCCCGUCCCCAGCCACACGACCUUCCUACUGCAGAGGGUACACUCGCCUACAAUAGCGGCCAUCGAUGUCGUCUACGCCAUCAUGGGACUUAUUGAACAUGAAACAAUACCAAAAGCGGAAGGCUUUCAGCUAGCCUUGGAAUGUCUAGCGACAGAGACGGGGGAGAAUGAAGGUAGGAGGCUGGGCUGGCAGGCGGCGCAGAGGGCGCUCGAGGCAGUCGCCAGGGUCGUACACUCCACGCUCAGCGGACGGAAACUACAUCUAGCUGGACCUUUUAGCUAUUUUAUUAUUCAAGAGGGUACCCCGGAGGCCCGUCUGGUGAAGGGCCCGCUGUGGCUGGGCGUGGCGGCGCGCUGGGUGUCGCUGGGCAGCGCGGGCCGCGCCGUGCUCGUCUCCGCGCCCCUCGACGCACACUCCUGCAUACUGCUCGGGGUCCCGCCGCGAUUCCAACACGAGCCCAGGAAUUUAUUCGGCGCAGCGUUCGAGCAGGCAGCGACGAAGUCCGGCGCUUCCGUGUCGUUGGACCACGUCGAUACUUCCAUCAUCACACUCCCACUCGCGCAGAGGGCGCAGUUCCUCGACGCACUCACUGCUUUACUGGCGUAACGACACCUCCGACACCUCCGACACCAUAAGUUGCCCAAGCUAUUCACCAUAGUCAAAAUAAAAGAAAAAAUAAUAUACAUACAUAUAGUUUAAUUUUGUGUCCAAGUGUAAGCAAAAUUUGCUGGUUUAAUUUUUAUUACAAAUUCUCAAUAUAUAACUUUGUGGUUCAAGUAAUUAAAUAAAAUCUGUAUGGUCCCUAAUUAUUGUGUUCAGGGCAGGCUAAAUGGGACUCAAGGCUGUUUAAAAUGUUUGAUGGAAUAUAUGCUUCUCUGCCCACCCCAUAGGAAUUAAAGAUAUGAAGUUAUCUCUAUAAAACUACUUAUGUAUAUUAUUUUUUCUUUUAUAAAAAUUCUAUAUUUUAAAAUAUAAUGAAAUUUAUUUAGUAUAGCAGGUUCUGUGCUAAAUACAUGUUCAAAAAUAAUCAAAAGUUCACAACAUAGUAAUCAAAUCACACCUAACACAAAACAAAAGACAGGCAGGUCAACCUCCACUUAUCAAAUUGUCAGACACAAUUUAAACUUUAUUGCUCUUAAAAUAAAUUCCAGAAUAAGAAAGAAUGUAACAGGUUAGUAUAGGUUCAUGCGCUGGCGUGUCUAAAUAAUUGUAAAUAUAGCAUGUUAUUAAUAUAAUAAUUA
Messenger RNA from Spodoptera exigua (beet armyworm), 2375 nucleotides. NCBI's taxonomy places the organism in Eukaryota, Metazoa, Arthropoda, Insecta, Lepidoptera, Noctuidae. The record is from the annotation of a GenBank genome assembly.